AUUGUAACCAAGUUAGAGAAUAUAUAGAAUAGGUCGAUGAUACAUGUUGACACAUGAUUCGUUAUAUAUCGUUGUGUUUGACUGAUUUUCUAUCUUUUUAUAUACUAGCGCAACAUACAGUAACGAGGGCUCCAAAAGGCGGAUCCAGUCGCGAAUGUGUGACCUGCCACGCCGCGUUUCAUGUGUUUCGACGUCCGCAUCCAUGUCUUCGCUGCGGCAAAACAAUGUGCUCGAAAUGCUCCAAGACGUUUACGAAGCCGAUUCCAGAGAUGGCGAUCCACACCCCCGUGUGCCACUGCCAAGAAUGCUUUGAAGCCACGGGGGGGGCCAUGUCGGAGCUGUUCCCGACGCUCAUCCACGGUGGCGGCCCCCCUCCGCAUACCCCCAACGGCGGCGGCGGCGUCGGCGGGUUUACAGAUGUGGACCGAGUGGGGCCGGACCUGGAGGGCAUCAACACGUCGAGGCAGUCGGGGGGCUCGAAGCGCCCCGUGUUAUCCAUUGAAGUAGAUGACGACCAAGGAGAUGACGAAGUAAGCGAUGUCACAUAUCCCACGACCCCGCUCGAAGUCGAGGACGAUCCGUUCUUGUUUGCCCCGACCGUGACUCCUCUGGAUAUUAUUACUACGCCCGCCAAAUAGAUAGAUCCAAGAAAAAUACAAGAAUAAGACCCAGUGUGGAUGGAUGUACUACGUACGUUCACUUUCUUGGGCGACUGGG
Molecule: messenger RNA, 717 nt
Organism: Aphanomyces astaci
Lineage: Eukaryota; Oomycota; Saprolegniomycetes; Saprolegniales; Verrucalvaceae
Exons: 2
Coding region: 54-638 (194 amino acids)
Molecular function (GO): metal ion binding
Source: RefSeq, a predicted model, not a curated record